CUUGCUUCUGCUCAUUGGAUUCAUUGGACUCAUUGGAUGUCGCCGCCAUGUCGGUGGUCAGCGGCCCGAAGUCGUCCUCCCGCUCCAGCGGCCAGAGCGCGCCCAGCGCCAUCGAGCUGUCCCUCUCCGGCGCCUCUGCGGGCAGUCGCCGCAGCCCCUUGGUCGAGGAGGCCGUGGAGCCUCAGGCCUCGGUGCCCUCGCAGCGGAGCUCCUUGAGAUCCACGCGGGGGUCGCUGGAGAGCGCCAUGGUGGCGCUGAGGAGCUACCUCGUGGAGGAGACAGGGGCGGGCCCGGGCCCGGGCCCGGGCUCGGAGAGCCCGGUUCCGCCGAAGCGGUGGCACAGCAGCAUGCGAUUCCUGGUCGUGACGUGCACGGUGAUUGCAAACAAUGUCCUGCGCUGCUACUGCAUUUACCUUUUCGCAAAGCACGAGAAGUACGCUGCGGUGGCCUGGCAGGGCUUCUUCGAGCUUUUCGGGGCCUUUUUGUCCGUCCGCAUCACCGCGCGGGAUGCGGACGUGCAACGCUUCAGCUGCCGCUGCUCCCUGCUGGGACGGCUGCUCUUUGGGCUCUUCGCCUUCCUGGUGCUGGGCCUCUGUCAGGUGAUCCACGUGAAGCGCGCCUGGGCACGGCAGCUCACCAACGCGGAGGUGCUGCAGAGCUUGGACGACCAGGACUUCAUGUGGACAGCUCCGGCUUUGGGUGCAGAGAGGGGCUUGCCGGUGGCGAUCGUCACCAAUGCGCCCUUCCUGCCCUGCACGAUUUACGCCUUCCUUACAAGGAGCUGUUACCGCCUGUAUCUUUGGACCACGGUGCCCGCGGACUAUCACUCCUACAUUUGGUGGUGCGAGCUAAAGAGCACCAUGGACACGAUCAUCCUGGGCUUGGCAGUGGUGUCCGCCCUCACAGUGCUGAGCAUCAACGUGGUGGACAUCGACCUGGCAGUCUCCGUCUUUGUCGCGCGCCGCUACCACUUCGACCUCCGCGUCCGGGGGUCGAGGGUCGGAUAUUUGCAAGUCUUCUAUCCGGCUGCCCACAUCAUCUUCCGCAUCGCAGAGGUCCUGUGGCGGAUCUCGAUGCUCGUGGCGUUCGCGGCGGUCACGGCCUUUCAGCUGGGGGUGCUGGGCGUGCUUCUGACGGCGCUGGUCUGCACGGCGGAGUACCUCUGCAUGCUGAUCAUCCUGAAGCGACACUCUCCGAAGGAUGAGGCCUGCGGGGUGCAUUUCAUCGUCGCCGCGUUUCUGGUGGUGGCGGACGUCACCCGCUUCGUGGACCGGCCCGGGUUCUGCUACCCCGCCCGGCGCAUCAGCCGCGCGGUGGACCGGUGGCGCAAAGUCCAGUUCCUGCUCCUGGCUGGAUUCGUCACUUGCCUCAGGCUGAGUAUUCCACCUAGCAGGAAAACCUUUGUGGAACGAGUGCAUGCCCUGACAUUGAUGAUCGUCCUGUUGAGCUCCCUGACGGUCAGCGAGCUUUUGAAGCUCACCCCCAUGAUCAAGUCCGUGGGGGACGACUUGCACACGGCGGUGCUGCACCACAAGAUCUCCAGAGUCAGGAAGCUCUUGGACACCAGUCUGGGAGGUGAGGCCUUGGAUGUGAAUGGCCCCACCAAGGACUCGGAGAAGAUCACGGCGGCGAUGCUGGCGGCGGAGAACGGCUUCGUGGAAGCGUUGCGGAUGAUCAUGGCCUGUGGAGGCAAGGUGGAGGUGCGGAGCGCGCGGAAGGAGACGUGCCUGCACUACGCGGUGCGGGCCAAGCAGCUGGAAGCGCUGGAGCUGCUGGUGAACCAGCCGGGGGCGCAGCAGUUGCUGCGCCAAGUCCAUGGCGAGCUUCGGAGCUGUGCCACUAAGGCUCUGGGGCUCACGGAGGACCCGGGGCAGGUCUUCAGCAGCAGCGAGGCCCAGCGCCUCUUUCUGCUGCUGGAGCCCAACCGCGGCACCCGGCGCCGGGUGGAGGAGAACUCCUCCACGGUGAGCCUGCAGAACGUGAGGACCCAUCUGGCUGUGAGCCGGACACUCCUGAAGUUCUUCCCCAACGCCGUGGAGGAGGAUGUGCCCGAGCUCCAUGAGCUGCACUCGGUGAGCGCCUUGGUCUUGGCCCACGCCGCAGGGCCUUUGGGCCGCUUCCUGCUGCCGCAGGCAGCAGUGGCUUCCCUGAAGUCCAUGCGCAAGGUCCGGGCGCUGGGCCAAGGCUCUUCUGGCACCGUUAUCGAGGUGGAGAUCGUUGCACCGGUGCCUUGCUCCUUCGCACCAGCGACCUUCGCGCCGACGGUUCGUCGCUUUUCCAGCGACGCGGACCUGACAAGGAGCGAUUCCCGGCACUUCGCAAUGAAGCUCCAGGCGAAACGGAAGAUGCACCUGGACUGGCAGGCGUACUCUGAAGUGGUGGCCCUCAGGAGGUGUGGGCAUCCCUUCAUCGUGCGACUGGAGCAAGCCUUCCAGACUCCGCACUACUAUGCCCUCCUGUUGGAGCUUUGCCCCAACGGAGACCUGAACCAGCUGCUGUGCAGCACUCAGGAUGAGACCGGGCGCUGCGCUGGGCUCCCGGUCGCUCGUGCGGCCAAGUACGCCGGGCAGGUCCUCCUUGCGCUGGUGCAUAUCCAUGAGGCGCUGGGCAUCAUCUACCGAGACGUGAAGCCUGAGAAUAUGCUGCUGUCGGCCUCGGAUGAGGCCAAGUUGGCAGAUUUUGGGCUGGCCCUCUACGUGGGGAGCAAGGCCUUUAGUGCGCAUUGCAUCCCCAUCGCUGGCACGCCGAGGUUCCUCGCGCCGGAGUUGGUCAUGGGGGAGGAAGAGGACGAAGGUGACCCCCCUGGCGUGCCAGAUGUCCGCUUCGACCCCUUCAAGACAGAUGCGUACAGCUUCGGCGUCACACUGCAGGUGAUGCUUUUGGGGGAGGACUGCGCGGAUCUGGAGGAGGGCGACGGAUGCCUGUGGAUUCUGCCACGCAGGCUACCGGAUCAGGAGCAAGCGCAGCUGCUGCACAACGCUUGUGAAGGAAGCCGCUUGAUGCCCGAGGCAGUGGACCUGCUCCUGAAGCUCCUACCCUCGAAGCCUCGCUUCCGCAGUCGUCUGGCGGACAAGCGCAUCAAGAAGCACCCGUUUUUCCUCACAGCCUUAGGCUGCCAGGACCUGGAAGAGCGGCUUCUGAAGGCCCAGUGAUCGAGCCUCUCGUGCACUUCCCCAGGCCCAGCUGAAAGCUGGGUGUGUCUUCCCAGGCUUCGGACUUCGGAGCCAAGCUGGGGAUGGCUCUUCUUUUUUUGGUUAGGCUGAAUUGGCUGUGAGUCGAAAAUAGCUGGUAACCCCC
Effrenium voratum is the source of this 3297-nucleotide messenger RNA. NCBI's taxonomy places the organism in Eukaryota, Dinophyceae, Suessiales, Symbiodiniaceae. The record is from the annotation of a GenBank genome assembly.